Parasteatoda tepidariorum (common house spider) is the source of this 2344-nucleotide messenger RNA. Its product is annotated as proton channel OtopLc. Gene Ontology annotation, biological process: proton transmembrane transport. Gene Ontology annotation, molecular function: proton channel activity. The record is from RefSeq and is a predicted model, not a curated record. Gene Ontology annotation, cellular component: membrane. Lineage: Eukaryota; Metazoa; Arthropoda; Arachnida; Araneae; Theridiidae.
AAUCAUAGUUGUUGAAUUUCUAGGCUAUUGUAAUGGAUGAAAGUAAAAACUUCAAGAAAUAUAUUGGCUGAAAUUUCACAAUUAAAAGAUUCCCAUUCAACGUUGCCAUGACAACCACAUCCCAUCUGUUAGAUAGUGGAUGGCUAUCUCUGGUCAUAGCUGGACACGACUCAGCCAAAGUUUCGGCCACUGCGGCCACUACAGAUUCUAGGUUGCACAGAGGUCCAAAUACCAUCUCUGCCAAACUAAAAGUAACUUGUGAAAAGAUGGACUUAGAAAAAGCCCACAAUGGCAGUCUUUCAUCGCAAGACGAAUCUUGCAUAGGAGGUUGUUCCAGAAAAAAUAGACCAAAGAAUCCAAAAACCCAACAGUUUAUUCUGAUGAGCUCGAUCUACGCUCAACUGCUGGUUGUUAUAUGCGUGGUGUUUUUUACGUCAGAAAUUGUUACUCCUCGAGUUCCUCUAUUUUAUUUUGAGGGAUUUUAUGUGUUCUUGUAUUCUGUGAGUCUUUUAUUCCUUCUCUAUGUUUACACAUAUCUCUUAAGAGAGCCAACAUCAAAACCUUCCAGAAAGUUGAAUCUUAUGGAAGGAUUACGAAUGAAAAUGGGAGAAAAAGCUCCAAGAAAAGAACUCCCAGAAACAAAUCUAGCAACUAUUAAUCCUAGGCAAAAAAAGCAUCGAAUUUCAGAAAAUGACAGAAGUCAUGGAAGUUUGUUUCUCAGGAUCGGUGCAAUAGCUUUUGGCUUAGGAACUAUGGUGUAUAAUGGCUUAGAAUUUGGUUCAUUUUUUGAGAUUCCUUCUUCUUCACCAUGCUACAGCAUCCUCCUUGGUAUUAAUCCUGUACUACAAAUGAUGUUCACAUUUGCCCAGAUGUACUUUAUUUUUGCAAAUGCUAGGCUGAACAUUCAUAAGUUUAAAGUACUAGCAAGAUUUGGUUUGAUGCAUGUUGUUGCUACAAAUAUUUGUGUCUGGAUUCGCACAGUUGGGAAAGAAACACUACAAGAAAUAGUGAAACAUCAUCUUUCUCAAGAAAGAGGACAUCCAAGUAGCUUAGAAGAAUUAAUUUUGCCAUUUAGAGAAAACUACAUUAAAAACAAUAGCAACCCAUGCCAGAAGCAAGAUAUUAUGGGCUCCAUUGUGUCUGAUUCAUCUCCUUUCUUAUUUCCAUUCAUUGUGGAAUACAGUUUAAUUGGAGCUGCUGUUUUGUAUGUGAUGUGGAAAAACAUUGGCAAAGACCCAGUUUUUCAUGGAAACCAAGAAUUCGAAGAUGGACUCUCCCGUGCUUCAAGCGUACAAACUCUCCCAAAAAUGAACUGCGCUGGAUCCAGCAAAGGUUUAUUUUUCGGUCUUCUAAUUCUUGUUAUUGCCACAAUCUGCUUAAUAGUUUUCUUUGUUUUGAUUGAGAAUGAACAUUACAGCUUACUCGCCAUUUUCUUAUCCGAUGUUUCUCAUAGUGCAAUUAUGGUUAUGACAAUCUUCACUAUUAUUGUCGGAUUCUUUCGCAUCAAACAGUUGAAGUUUCAAGCAGACCGAACUGAUCACUUACGGGACAUUCUUCUCACUGUAGCUGCUUACGGUUUAUAUGUUUACGCUAUGUUUGGCAUAAUCGCGGGGACAUUGUCCCCGAAGGAUUAUGUUCCAAAUCUUCUUGUGAUGGUAACAAGCUGUCUAACGAUAGUGCAAGUGACGUUACAGUCUCUUUUUGUGGCUGAAAUUACCUGCCGAUCUACUUACCUCCCAGAACACGACCAAUCAAAACCAGGAAGGCAAGUGGUUGCUUUCUUGAUGAUGGGGAAUCUUACUCUUUGGAUAAUUUAUACGUUUGAGAUGCAAAAAGCUGAAGCCAGUCCUGUACAGUUAGGAUUCUACGGAUUUAUGGCAUGGACAGUCAUUGUCAGAGCCACGUUACCAUUAAGUAUCUUCUAUCGUUUUCAUUCAUCAAUAACGUUUGCAGAAGUGUGGAAAAACUCUUAUAAAAAUGUUUCUGCUUAAUAAUAGAUCUAGGAUUAUUAAAUCAAUAGAUAGGAAAGUUAAUACAAUUUAAACCGCUAUUUAUAAUAGAAAAUAUAUACAUCUGGAAAAGUGAUAUGUUUGGAAAAAUAAGGUAAAAAUGCUCAGUUUAAAAUGUGGGAUGUAUAUUGUUAUAAUGUCAUAGUUUAUAAAGCUUCAGCCGUUUUCUCUGCUACAUGUUUCAAAUUUCUUAAAAUGUAUUUAUUUAUUAGUUUCCAUCAUGGUUUAUUUGAUUUACAUUUUGAAGAGAAAAUAAUGUCACCCAUACAUCAGAAGACUCAUAUAUAUAAAUACCAUGUUUCUGAAAAAAUAAUUUAUGAAAACUGGAAAAUAAA